AUGGAAACGACACCAACGCGCCCGACCAAGGCCCUACAACCCUCCACUCCCUCAAUCAAGAGCUCAGCUUCGUCUAGCAGCAUCUCUUCGGCUACGCCACGACAUGUACCGAGCAUAAGCUCCAGGAUAUCCGUCCGUCAUGGAAUAUCGGAAGAAAACUUGGCCCUACUGUCAGCAAACCCCCCUGAGACUAAACUCACAAACCUAUCAUAUAAUCCACAUAAGAAAGACGAACGGGGGCUACCAUCUAUCAUCGACAAGGAAACAGGAGUUCAGGUGCACCGCCAUUCCGAUCUGUGGUUCGACGAUGGGAGCGUCAUAUGCAGGGCGGAGAAUACAUUAUUCUGUGUGCAUAUGUCGCAGCUUGCCCGACACUCAUUAGUCUUUCAUGAUAUGGUUAUGCUCUCCCACCCAGAAACAUCACGGCUAGAAUCAUCAAUGGUCAUUCCUGAAGGAACGAACACAUUUUCAAGACGAGUUCCGGUCGUGUAUCUGUAUGAUGCGGCGGAGGAUGUUGGAAAUCUGUUGACUGCACUCUACGAUGGACCGAAUUUUGGGAAUAACGAUGAAGAUGACUUCCGGGCAGUGUCGGGCAUACUUCGCCUUUCGUCAAAAUAUCUCAUAGAUUCAUUACGUGCCAAAGCACUAGCUCAUCUCAGCCAGGCAUGGCCCUCCGAUCUGAGAACAUGGGAUGCGAGAGAGGAUGUCUCACGGGGCUAUGAGAUUGACGGGACUCCGGGGUAUACGCAUCGAUAUCCACAUCCCUUUAGCGUCAUCAGUCUUGCCCGAGAAGUAAACGCACCAUCCUUGCUGCCUGCCGCUUUCUAUGAUCUCUCAAGAUAUUCCUUUUCGCAAAUAUUCGAACCGGCUGAAGAUGAUCCAUUGUAUCGGUCGCCUCCCCUUCCAUCGCUAUCAGCGUUGGAUACUCGACGUCUAGCCCUCGGCAGGGAAGCUAGCCAGAACGCAGUGACGACAUUAAUUCAGAGCAUGGGCAAUGGACAGUAUAUCCGCCAUGCCCAACAGCACCCAACGAGUUCGCACAGUCGCAAGUCCUCAUCAGGCGGUGUCUGUGUCUCUGCUGCUGCGUGCCGUAAAGAUUUCACCGAGUUGGUGGAUCUCGCGACACAACAUUAUCUUUUUGACAGGGAACGAGGAUGCUACGAUCCAUUAUACGUUGCAGAAGAAUUAGGGCAACUAAAGAGCGCCGAGUUCUCGGAAUGCAAAGCCUGUGCGAAAUCUCUAGAAGCAUGGGCAGCAAGAGAACGAGAAAAGAUAUGGAAGAUGAUCCCGUUCUGGUUUCGGCUGGAAAGUGGUGGCGAAAUAUCACCAGCACUCCACUGA
Messenger RNA from Psilocybe cubensis, 1341 nucleotides. RefSeq lists its product as uncharacterized. Lineage: Eukaryota; Fungi; Basidiomycota; Agaricomycetes; Agaricales; Agrocybaceae. The coding region runs from base 1 to 1341 and encodes 446 amino acids. The transcript has 3 exons. The record is from RefSeq and is a predicted model, not a curated record.